Messenger RNA from Somion occarium, 1882 nucleotides. Lineage: Eukaryota; Fungi; Basidiomycota; Agaricomycetes; Polyporales; Cerrenaceae. The record is from the annotation of a GenBank genome assembly.
ACUUUGAUGUAUUCUGUACUCACAUGUUGUACUCGUAUCGAAUCAUACCACAGUUUCGCAGGUGUCCUAGAAAUGAUAUCCGUCAUAUCGAGGCGAGGGAUCCUCGACGCUGGGCAACCUGUCUUCUGUGGCUCUCUUGCCUUGCCCUGGCUAUACACUGCUUCUCCGGCAAAGCAACAUGCUGAAAAUCCUGAGAAGCUGGGUCCGAAAGCUCGAAGUGUCACACGACAAAGAUCUCUCGUUCACGGAACAGUUUUUAACCAAUGAUGAUCUCGUCCCUGUGCCACCUGAGAAACGUACUUGGGGGACAUGGAACUUUAUUGCCUUUUGGAUCGCCGAUAGCUUUAACAUCAACACAUGGAUGAUUGUGUCAUCGAUGGUUCAACUGCCUGUAGGUCUCUCUUGGUGGCAGGCAUGGAUAUGUGUAUGGCUCGGGUAUGGUGUUGUCGCUCCGUUCAUCGUUGCAAACGCCCGUCCUGGCGCCAUCUUUCACGUCACUUUUCCGGUGGUAGCCCGUACGAGCUUCGGAUUGUACGGGAGUCUUUGGUGUGUAUUCAAUCGGGGUGCCAUGGCUUGUAUCUGGUAUGGCGUCCAAGCUAGUAUUGGAGGUAGUUGCGUGCUGGUGAUGUUGAGGGCUAUGUGGCCUAGCGUGAACAACAUCCCGAACUCAAUGCCUGCCUCUUCCGGUACAACCACUCGUGACUUCAUGUGUUUCUUUUUAUUCUGGCUUAUCUCGCUUCCCGCGAUCUGGUACCCCAUUCAUAAAAUUCGCCAUUUGUUCACAGUAAAAGCCUUCGUUGCCCCAGCAGCUGGCCUCACGUUCUUUAUUUGGUGCAUUGUGAAGGCUCAUGGCGUUGGUCCCAUCAUACAUCAGCCAUCUCAGCAAAGCGGCUCUGCUCUUGGUUGGGCCAUGGUCUCAAGCCUGAUGUCCUGCAUCAGCAACAUGGCCACCCUUGUAACCAAUGCUCCUGACUUCGCAUCUCGAGCCAGGUAUCCAUCGGCCGCAGGACUCCCCCAGCUCAUUUCCGUGCCACUAGGGUUCUCGAUUGUCAGCUUCAUCGGCAUCAUCGUCAGCUCGUCUUCUGAGGCCAUCUAUGGAGAGGCCAUUUGGUCACCCAUAGAUCUUCUCGGACGAUUCCUUGACGAUCAUCCUUCCCACGCAACGCGGUUUGGGGUUUGGUUCAUUUCUGCAUCCUUCAUUAUAGCUCAGCUCGGUACAAACAUUUCAGCCAACUCCAUCAGCGCUGGAUGCGAUCUUACAGCUUUAUUCCCUCGAUACAUCAAUAUACGACGGGGAGGAUUCAUUGCUGCGAUCGUUGGCCUUUGCAUGUUGCCAUGGAACCUCCUCAAAAGUAGCAACAGCUUUACGUCCUAUCUUUCCGCCUAUUCUGUAUUUCUCAGCUCCAUAGCAGGCGUGAUGAUCACGGAUUAUUGGGUCAUUCGCAAAGGUCAUUAUCGAGUGAAAGACUUAUACAGUGCGCGGAAGGACGGUUGGUAUUGGUACACUUACGGUAUCAACUUCCGAGCAUACGCUGCGUAUAUCGCGGGUAUCCUCAUCAACGUCGUAGGCUUCGCCGGAGCCACGGGACGCUCUGUUCCCUUAGCAGCCACGCGGAUCUAUCAAAUGUCCUUCUUUACUGGGUUCGGUGUUGCUGCUCUCAUUUACUGGACUCUCAACUACAUCUUCCCGCCUUUGGGGGCUGCGUCUUCUUUCAAAGAAGUUGAUGUGAGCGCGGAGGAAGAUCUAGAUGUCAGAGGACGUGGUCCGAUCGGAAGUGAUGCCGACAGUGAUCUGGACAAGAAAGAAAGUAUCGUCGAGGACACUCGAAGUGUCCAUCACUCAGACAUCUAGCAUCAAAACGAAAGGUCGAUUACGUAGGCA